Molecule: messenger RNA, 249 nt
Organism: Fulvia fulva
Lineage: Eukaryota; Fungi; Ascomycota; Dothideomycetes; Mycosphaerellales; Mycosphaerellaceae
Exons: 4
Coding region: 1-249 (82 amino acids)
Source: RefSeq, a predicted model, not a curated record
AUGGCUAGUCUCUCUCGCAAUCUGAAGGAACUGAUUGCUGAACGCUUGAACGUGUCCCUCGAGAAGAUCACAGACACAGCGGACUUGAAAGAAGAACUGAAUCUUGAUCAGUCCGACAGAUCUAAACUGACUGCCGCUCUGAGCAAGAGGUUCGAUAUCAGCAUCACGAACGAAGACACUGAUCGUUUCGUUACUACUCGGGAUAUCUUUCUCUAUGUAGAGAACAAGUUGUGGUGGUACAGUCUGUGA